Cherax quadricarinatus is the source of this 584-nucleotide messenger RNA. NCBI's taxonomy places the organism in Eukaryota, Metazoa, Arthropoda, Malacostraca, Decapoda, Parastacidae. The record is from RefSeq and is a predicted model, not a curated record.
GUGGUGGUUUAGGAGGCACACGUCGAGGUGGACCAGAUGUAAACAUAAAACACUCUGGUCGUGAAGAUGACCGUAGACGUGGUGGUGGGAGAGAUGAAGAACGUAUGGCGAGUAACGAUCGGGAACGAGUUGAUCGUGAUCGUGGCGAGCGUGAAAGAAGACACACUCGUAGCAGAGAAAGAGAACGAGAACCGAGAGAGAGACGCAGAAGAUCACGCAGCCGAGAUCGCAAACGUCGCCGUUCCCGCUCUCGUGAACGUGCUGUAACAGUACCCGAAGAAGGUGAUGAGAGAGAGAAGAGACGUCAUAGAUCACGUUCCCGUGAUCGUAAGAGGCGGUCAAAGUCGCGUGAGAGAAAGCACCGCAGAGAACGUGACCGAGAUAGACGCGAGCGCGGUCCUGGUGAAGAAGGAGAGGAAGGUAUCAAAAUCAAGCAGGAACCAGAUGAUGAUUAUCCUGAUUAUAGUGGACCAUAUUUCAAAAACAACUUUGAUCUGAAGGAUGAUGAGGAGCAGGCUAAAAAUGGUACUAAAUAUGAAGAGGUAGAAGAGGAAACCACACAUUGUGAAAUUGAUUAUUAUUAG